This is a messenger RNA of Biomphalaria glabrata, 8364 nucleotides long. Its product is annotated as phosphatase and actin regulator 1-like. Lineage: Eukaryota; Metazoa; Mollusca; Gastropoda; Planorbidae. Gene Ontology annotation, biological process: actin cytoskeleton organization. The coding region runs from base 692 to 2851 and encodes 719 amino acids. The record is from RefSeq and is a predicted model, not a curated record. Gene Ontology annotation, molecular function: actin binding. The transcript has 15 exons.
CGAGAGGUCAAGGCCAGACCAACUGUUAAUCCUCAAGGUAUGCGCACCUAACAGUCUCAAUGUAUGUAGUAGUGGGGCCAGGCCCACAGUAGCCUGGCAGGAAUGUGUGUAUGUGUGCUGCAGUCGAAGUAGUAGACACACACACACACACAACACUCGACAUCACACAUUAUUAUUAGUUCCUCCACGUCUUGAGGAUGUAGGAACACGGCGGUGUGUUAUUUAUCGUGUGAGUGUGUUUCGGAUCGCUAGUUUUUUAUCAGGCAUAUGGAGCUAGAGAUGACUGACUUUAUUUUGGAUGUAGGCCACGAUAGGCCAAAUGUUGUUUAUCUUCUUGGAUCUAAUUCCUGAGACAUGCGGAUAUUACAUACACUGUUUCUGUAAUCACUGUGCCGCUAUAAAAGUUAUUAAAAAGUAACUAGAAUAUUGUAGAGUUGUCAAAAAGACUUGCAUUAAGUAGCUCAUGGAGACAUUUCGUGAUUAUAAACAUAAGUGGAAAUAUUUACAAGUUUAACUGUUUAAUCAGCUUGCUGAAACUACUCUAUAGUAUGUGAAUAUGUAAAUCUUACAAUCAAGACUUUUGUUGCUGAUGGUUGUGAAUGUAUGCUUGAAGUUUCUGCAGGAUGGAAAUAAAUAUUAUGUUUUGAUGUGACUUUCCACACUCUGUGAUUCUGGUAGUGGAUUAAAUAUCAUGGAUAUGGCAGCGGAAGUACGGGUACCAAGCCAUUCUCUGGAUGGCAAUCAGAUCACUGUGGACAUACACAGCGUACCUGAGAUGAAUGGCAUUGCAGCUCAUGGGCCGAGCCCUAGCAUUGAGACUAUGGCAGCAUCAGGUGGUGUUCACUUGCUGACAAACAGCAAUGGUGUGGAGUUCACAUCUUGUAGUGCGGUUGACAGGCUAGGUUCGAACGGAGAUGGUGAAAUGAAAUUGGCAGCUAACAGUUCACCAGUUUUCAGUGGGGAUAAUAAUCCAAAGUUGACAAACUCGUUUUCUGAAACUGGCAUUAAGUCACCGACAAGUAGCAGAUGGCACUGGACUAGGUUCCUGUGGAAACAUAAGGAGACUGAACACAAAAAGAAUGGCGACAGUAAGUCACUCACAGUUUCGGCAUCCCAUGCUACCCCAGCUGUUGUUGAAAGAAAAAGCAAGCUUUCAGCUCUCGGCAAAAUCUUUCGUCCAUGGAAAUGGAAGCGGAAGAAGAAAAGCGAGAAAAUUGAAAAAGCUGCAGUGGAAAUUGAGAGGAAAAUCUCUAUGCGAGUUUCUCGUGAAGAGCUGAUUAGGAAAGGUGUAUUACAAGAAGUUGAUACAAGUCAGGUGCCAACACCUAGGCUGGAACCUGUCAAAGAGGUUGAAGAUAAACCUAAAGUCCAGCAAGUUCCUGAUGACCCCAUGACCCAACGGCCAGAAACUCCUGUCCCUGUCAUUGUUGCUAGUUCUGCUCCCACAAUAUCUGUUGUUACCAACUCCAGUGUUUCCUCUGCCAACUCCUCUCAAUGGUCAGUAGUAGCUUCAGCUCCAACAAGCCCAGUGAUUGUUGUCCCUUCAAGUAACACAUCAGCUGAAGUAAACACAGCAACACUUAACACAACAGGAGUAGUGUCAUCAUCUGCAUUCACCAGGCCCAUCAUUGUGGGUCCCAGAUGUCCCAGCCCUUCAGUUCAGAUUCCUCAGGAGCCAAUGAUCCACCCCCCACCGCCCAAGUACACAGAGGCCCUGGCUCACAUGGCACCAGAGCUUGUGGCAGGAGGCAGAAUCCCCAUGCUUCCAAUGGGAGAUGGCUACAAGCAGGUGGCUAUAGUGGCUCCACAAGAGAAUCCAUCAGAUCAAGAAGAUGAUGUGAGUGAUGACCCAGACGAUGUUGACCCCAAUGAGCUCAAUAAAUAUUUAACAGACCCAGAUUUGAUUAGUGCCCAGUCACCAUACGAGGCAGUCUUGGCCAGUGAACCUGACCUUUCCAAGAAGCCGCAGAAGUCUGCCCUGAAGAGACCCAAUGUACCAACAGGGGCUACUGCAGCAAGCUGGACUACAAGACCCCUAGAUACCAGCAGAGCUGUUUUAGUGCCUAGCCCUGGACUUAAUACAUCUAAUCAGCAACAAGAUCUACCUAGACACCCUGAGGGCCCACAGGUUCGUUUCACUGGCCAGCCGACUCCAGUGGGCACUGUCAGACCCAUACCAAGGCCCAGAGUAACAAUACAGGCCGUGGCAGACAAUGAAAGUGAUAAAGACAAGGGCACUAUACCAAGUGUUGAAAUUUCUGACCCCCCAGAGUAUAACAACCAUAUCCCAGGAGAUUCAGAUUCAGAUGAUGAGGAGAUACAGUUUAAAGAUGACUAUGACCCUAAUUCAUUAGCAGCUAAAGUUGCCAGAAAUGACAGUUUGGCAAGAUUCUUAGAAAGUCGACCAUCCAAAAAUGAAUUGGAAGCUAAAAAUAUCAUUCCUACCCAGUCCGAGCUAGAGAAGAAAGAGUUGAGAGAAGCUAUAGGAUCCAAACUUACCAGGCGAUUGAGUCUACGUCCAACUCAAGAAGAACUAGAGAAUAGAAACAUUCUUCACCAACAAAGCCUCGAUGAAGCUAGAGAAGAAAAGGAAAGGAAAAAACGCUAUUUAAUUCGGAAGCUCAGUUUCCGACCCAGUAUAGAAGAGCUUAGAGAGAGAAAAAUUAUUGACUUCAGUGAUUAUGUGGAGGUAACUGAAGCCCAUGAGUAUGACAGACGAGCGGAGAAACCUUGGACUAAACUGACACCAAGGGACAAGGCUGCUAUCCGUAAAGAGUUAAAUGAAUACAAGAGUAAGGAAAUGGAUGUCCAUGAAGAAAGUCGACAUUUUACAAGAUUUCACAAGCCUUGACCCCAGCAUCAACCUUAAGUCUUCACUGUACAGUUCACUAUGGCCUCACCUUCUUCACAGAAAACAUGUUCUCAAUUCCCCUUUUUUGUUUGUAUAUAGAUAACUAUCGACCUAGCUUAAACCAUUGUUUUGAAGUCAUCGCUGCUCACCCAGUGUGCUCACACCCAGUAGUGCUGCCCCCACCCCCAUGGAUGGACCAAUUUACACACAGGCAGCUCAGUCUGGGGUAGGGAAAAAUGUCUGGACCCUGACGUCAGUAUACUUUAAAAUAAUAAGCUAACUGAACAUGACUUUAUAAUAAUAAUAAAUAAUUUUUUGUGUGUAAAGUUGAUGAACAAAAAAGUUGUAAAAAUUUCUCAUCUGUUCGCUGAAGUCAAUGGAUUUUUUGUCUCUAAAAGGCUUUUUGUUGGAGCUGUUAUCUUGAUGUCAUUCUACAGCUGAUUUGGUUAUUGACUUGAUAUUUGUUUAUAUUAAAUUUAGGCAAGGAAACAUUGUAGACUUUGUUUUUAUAGCAUUCAUUGUACAUUAAACCUCUGACUAUGUAAGCACAUUAAAAUCACAGUUUAGCAAUGUAAAUGAAAAUGUUUGGUAGAGAAACAGUAUAAAAAAUCUGGAAUUUUUAAGUUUUAUUUGGGGGUAAAUUCUUUUGACAUUUGAAUAAAUUAUAAAUACUACUUUAGCCCAUCAUUAGGAUGGUUGUUUAGCUUUGUUGAACAAAGGUUAAAUUAAGAAUUUUAUCUUAAGUUAAUAUUGAUCUUUGUACAAAUCUAAAAAAAAAACAAUUUCCAUGGUGUUUCCAUGGAUUUCUCUAAUUUAAUAGAAAACAUCUUGAAGUUAAUAAUUAUGAAUCAUAACUCUCUAUCAGGCAUUUUACAUCUGGAGAGACUUUUUUUUCCCUUUGUAAGUUUCAUAGUACAAAAUAGCUUUGAAAAAUUUAGGUAUUAAUGUAUGCCGUGUUAUAAAUUAUUUAGAUUUGACCAAUGAAUUGCUUGCUUAAUAAGAAAAUAAUUUGGAAUUGUUAAUUUUUUCUUAGCUAGAUUUUUAUUAUAAAGGUGCUUUCUACUAUUUGUACUUUGAAUAAAACUGUAUAAUACUUGCAUUACAUGCUAAUCUUGUGAUGUAGUUGCUUCGAAUAAGACCAGAUGAGAGACAACCUAGCCGACCUUUGUUGACAUAAUAAUAAAUAAUCCAUCAGCCUUUUGACCUUUUGUUCUUUGUAUGUUCAUUUUCUUUUGAUGCCAUCUUCUUUUCAUGUGGGGCAAAAUGUGGGUUUCAAUAAUUUAGCCUGGAUGUUUGGAUCUUAGGUAUCUAUAGGAGCCACUCUUUGUAUCUUAAAAUUUCCAAUUACCUGCAGGAUUUGGUGAGAGGACUCUUGAGCUGACCUUCCCCUGUAGUUAUUGGCUUAAGACACCAAUAAUUUCAACAUUAACGAAUAUUGUUAAACUGUGUUUAUCCACCACAUUUGUCUGGCAUUGUUAUGGACAAUAAAGGAUUAGGUUUGAAUUUCGAGUGGUUGGAAAUUCUUAUGUCAGAAUUCUAAGGAUUCCCACAUGAACAGAAGACAGCAUGAGUAUUCCUUGCUUUCACUUUGUAUUUAUUAGAAAUGCAUGUUGCUGUGGGACUUGAGGUUUUGUGUUCACUUCUGUUUUCACUUCACUCAUCAUAGUUUGCUGCUUCUAUUGACAUUUAGUCCAACUGGUUUCAUUUUUUUUUUUUUUUACAUUUGGUUUUAUGCUGAACUUUAUAUUUAGCUUCAUCUAUCUCUUUUUCUCUAGUCAUUAAACUCUGGGGAUUUUUUUUUUUUCUGUACUUUUUUUUGUUCAGUUAAAAAAAAAACCUGCAAUUAUAUUAAUACAGUUUUUUUUUUUGAAAAGCGUUUAGUUGGAAAACAAAAAAGUAUAUUAAGUUUUCUUAUAACUUUAUUCACUACAUUAUGAUGCAUUCUUUUUUUUUUUUUUGAGAGGGUGGGGGCACUCCCACUUUCCAGUUCACCAUCACCUAAUGAGAAUCACACUAAAAAGUGUGGCUUAAUUAUUUUUUUUUGUAACUCUAAGAAUAAUUUCCAGCCAUCUUGGAUCAUUAGGUCACAAGUGACUGAAAAGUGUUACUUUCUUAAAUGGAAUGUACUUUACAGUUUUGAUCAUUGAAUGAAAACUAAUUUCUAAGCUUGACCUGCUUGAGAUAUUCAGUAAUUUGUUAAUAUAAUUUAUUCAAAGAUUUAAGGAGAGAAGACAGCCUUUAGGUAGGCAAGAGAGUUACACUAAGAAACUUAUAGGCCAACAGUUAUUAUGAAAUUAUUAUUCAGACUUCUUAACAUAUGCAGAUGUGAUGGAUUUACUAAUAAUUUUGUAUAUCUUGUUUUAUAAAUUGUAUAAAACUUAGGUUUAUUUUCUGUAAGCAAUAGUUUCAUGACAGUAAAGGAAAUAUAUACUGAAUCUAUUUAGAGCAGUUCUGAAAUAGAUGUUAACUAAUAAAAAAGAGUUAAUGUCUUAAUACUUUGUAAUUAAUUUUUGAUGAAAUAUCGCCAGCAGUUCUGUUCUUUGUACCUAUAUCACCUUGUUUUUCUCAUUGGUCUGAUCCAGUCAUGUUAUAGAAUAUUACAUACAUUCAAGUCAUCUGAUUCCAUGGCUUAUGUUCUAUCAAGAUGAUUAUCAUUUUUGUGUGUGUGCUUAGCUUUUAUAGGUCAGCUUACUUCAGCUGGGCUUUUGAACCAGCUUAACGGACCUCGUUCACCAAUCGUGAACAAACAACAUUCAGCCACAUGGUUCUCUAUCUCUUCUAUACAAAUUACAUAAUACACACAGGCUGUCACGUGACAGUUUUUCUCAUUGUUUUAUCAAUAUUAUCAUGUGGCUAAAUGUUGUUUGUUAACAAUUGGUGAAUGACGUCCAUUAAGUAAAAACUUGCCAAUCGCUGAUGCUUUCUGGGAUACCUGGGGAAAAAUGUUGCUAUUGCAGAAAUGAUUUUUGUUCCUCUUUUUCGCCUUACAGAACACACAUUUUGUUAACAUGAACAAAGAUAUAUAUAUAUAUAUAUAUAUUGUUUAAAACAUUGUUUAGAUUUUAGCUUUAGAUGGAUCUAUUCAUCCAAAUCUUUAAAUAGUUCAUUCCAUUUUUAAGACAGGAUACAACUUCACUUUAUGGAUAAUAGUGCUGAGCAAUGUAGGAUGUGAUCUAGAAUAAUUUAUAUAUAUAUAUAUCUGGACUUAAUAAUUGUAGAUAGCCCAAGUUGACAUGUGUUGACUGAUCAUGUUAUUGACUGAUGAUCUUAGUGUUAGAAUGAACAAAACCUCUUCAGUGUUGAGCCUGCUCUUUGUGUCCAGUACAUCUAUAGGAGCAUUCUCUAACGUUGCUUUCUUUUGUGUUACCAAAUAAUCUUCAAAGUGAGUUUCUGUCUACUGUGUAUGUGUAUGUAUGCAAUGACUAUUGGUCUACCUUUUGUCCAAAUAGCUGUAAGAUGUGUCACUAUUUCUAAACACCUACACACAGAACCUCAAAACAUAGAUCAGUGUACAACUUUUCCAUGUUUGGAAGCCAAUUAUCUUUUUUAAAAAGCCUAAUACUUUUUGUAAAGGGGUUAUUUAAACAUUUAUUUUUUACAAAGCUUAUAUCAACUCUCUCUGUCUGUUCGGUAAAAAAUUAGUACAUGUUAUUUAUUUGACACCCAAUCUUGGAUAAAGCUGAAAAUUUGCACAAUUAUUUCUCUUACCUGACAACACAAGAAUCAAUUUAAAGAAAAAUGAACCAAUUAGUUAAUUAACUAUUGGUAAUAAAAUAUUUUGUUUUGUAUUUCGAACAAGGGAAGGAAACUGUACUUGAUUGAAGUGGUGGUAUAAGCUGAAUUAGUCCCCUUUUAUAGGUCACCACUUUAAAGUAAGUUUGAAACAAAUAAUAGAUAACUAUACAAUCUUCUAUUUUCAUACACACUUUUCUAGCAGAGUGGUUAGAAUGUUGGCUUGAACAUAAAUUCCAAUUUAGGUCAUGUCCCUUUUUUUUUAAAUGCUUUAAAGAACGAAUUCAGUAAAAUGCACCCAGAUAUCUCUCUCCCCCCCUCCCCCAUUUUCCCAACUGCUCCAGACUAGUGAUAGGAUCAGAGUGUAGCGAGAAAGCUAAAAGCAUGAAAUAGUGCUAAACAAAAACAAUUGGUAAAAAUAUUUUUAAUUGCACAGAUUUAUUUUUGUUGGUCUAGAUCUAUUAGAGUUAAUGACAUGACUGGUCCAAACUAAUUGAUACAACUACACUUCAUAUAAGCUUCUUUUUUAAUUUUUAAUGUUCUCCUUGUUUACUACUGAACUUCAGAAACAAAUGGAAUAAAACUCAGUUUGAGUGGGAACUAUAUUUUAAGUCUACGUAUUACACUGCCCAGUAUUGAAGAGCUGCUAGUUAAGCACUUGGAAUAUUUCUGCUCCUUAACAAGGAGCCCACUUGUAGAAUGUAUUGCCAAGGCUUGAGGACCACUGAUCUUUGUCUCUAGAAACAAAAUAGAUUUGUAUAUUUAACAAUUUUUUUUUUCUUCUUGGUUUUUGUGUAAACACAAUCGUUUGGCUCUAGAGAUUGACAAUAUUUUCUUUUUUUUUUGAAGGCAUUUUUUUCCCGCAAUCUGUAAACUAUACUUGGCAUUUAUCUCAAGAUAUAUCACUGCGUUGCAUCAGUGUAUGUGUCACUGCAUCCAUCUGUUUGUGUGUCAGUGUGUGUAUAUCUAAAGGAACUUCUCUCUUUCUCUUGUAAUGAUAUGGAUAUUAACUGUACAGAUAUGUCAUUGAACUUUUUUUUUUUUUUUUUACACUAUAAACUUACAGCCAAUCAGAGACCUAUACAACAAGUCAUUGGUACUGAUAGCAUACAUUCAUUGCAGAGAUAAUGAACUUUUGACUAAAUGGAAAUUAAAGAAUAAAACAUGAUUUUUUUAAUAUAUUCUAGAUAUAUUUUAAAUGCAGUAUUUUAUAAAAUUUUCUGUAGUAACAAACUGAUCUUAGUAAAUGGUUGUAAACCAGCUUUAUUUCACAGGAUAUAUAAUCCCUGAUCAUUGAGGUAAUAUAUUGCUCAGGCCUGAAGAUAUUGUUUACUAUAAUGCUUUAGUCACUAGAAAAACUAGAAAGAUUGAUACUUGAAAGAUAGAUUCCAAGGAAAAUUUCAAGGGAAGUUAAUACACUAUUGUUGCCAGAGUUCUAAAACAUAUUGAAUAGAUCCUAUCAGCUUUGAUUGGCUUGUACUGUUCUGAUGCAAUCGUCACUAAUUGUUACAUGUAAAAUCUGUUUAUAUAUAUGUGGAAAUAUUUUAUCAGCUCAUGUGUCCAUAUAGUGUGGUGUGACAAUCUUGUGUCACAGUAUUGUGAUGUGACAGUCACUGUACUGUGUGGUGUGACAAACAUUGGUCAGAAGUAUUGAAGCAUUAUGGUUGCCAUAUUGUGUGGUGUGACAAUCUUGUAUCACAGUACUGUGAUGUGACAGUCAUAUCCCAGGACUGUGUGAAUAUUGUUUUGUUCAAGCCAAUAAUAAACAUUUUAAACAAUCA